This is a messenger RNA of Coregonus sp. 'balchen', 478 nucleotides long. NCBI's taxonomy places the organism in Eukaryota, Metazoa, Chordata, Actinopteri, Salmoniformes, Salmonidae. The record is from the annotation of a GenBank genome assembly.
AUGUAUUCCUUGGAAAUCCUGAGUGUCAAUCAUUGUGAUGAAACAAGCGACGAUUACAUCAAAGUAGAAAAAGAAAACAUUGAAAGACAGUUUUACCACGGGGAAAGAGUGACCUGGUUGCGUUUCUGGCUUGCAGAGAAUACGUUUGUUGGAGAAGUGAUUCAAAGGGAUGCAUACAGGUAGGUCUCCGAACUUCUCACUGACACUAUGAAAUGGGGUGUAGACAGACCUGUGAACAGUAUCAACAUCUACCAUCACCCAGGAAGCGGUGGGAAGCACAGUGGGAAGGCAGGUGCUGUGGAACAAGAGGAAAGACCUAAGAUGUGCUGUUGUGAAGCCGUCAUACUCAGCAGCCACUGUAUCUGAACAUGCUGUUCAACUCCGAGAGUAUGAGGAAAAAGAUCCUGAGAAAUGUCUCCCAGUGCUCCUGUUGAUAGAGGACUGUGACAAAGAAUACCUUGAUGAGAUGAGGAAUUAA